GGCCUAAGGGAGGGCGGCGCGGGCCGGGGCGGCGUCCCCGAGCGGCGGCGUGGCCAGCAUGGCCCGCGGUCACAAAGUCAUGCUGGUGCUGGACACCGCGGGCGGCGCGGCUCGCCCCGUCUGGGUCCGGCGCGCUGCCCUGCGCUUGCUCGCCUACCUGGGCGGCCGGUUCGGCCUGGCCGGGGUCCACUGGGCCUUCAAGUUCUUCGACUCCCAGGGCGCGCGCGGCCGCCCGUCCCGCGCGUCCGACUUCCGCGAGCUGGGGACCCGCUCCUGGGAGGACUUCGAGGAGGAGCUGGAUACGCGGCUGGGCGACGGGGUCCACGGCGCCCACCUGCCGGGCCCGGCGCCCCGGGCCAGCCACACGCACGGCGCUCUCAUGGAGACGCUGCUCGACUACCAGUGGGACCGGCCCGAGAUCACGUCUCCCGCGAAGCCCGUCCUGCGGAGCCGCGGGCGGAGACUGAUGGACGCCGAGAGCGAGGCGGAGGAGACGGGCGCGGCCCUGGGCGGCUUCGCCAACGCCGUCUUCCUCGUGGCCCCCUGCCCUCACUCGCAGCGAGAGCUGCUGCAGUUCGUGGCGGGCUGCGAGGCGCAGGCGCCCCGCGUGCCGCCCUCCCACGGGCAGGUGCUGGAGAAGCUGCUGCCCCGAAGGAUCCGCGAGGCCAUGGUCGCCCGCAGCAUCACCUUGUACUGGGUGGACACCACCGAACCGGCUAAGUUGUGGGAUUCCCCAGACCACGUUGGUUACUGGACAGUUUGUGAGCUGCUCCGCCAUGGAGGGGGUGCUGUUUUGCCAUCUGAAAUUUUCAGCCAGGGUUUUAGUAGAACUGGGGAAACAGAGUUGGUGCAUGAAGGAACACUGUCCAGCACGCCUCACCUUUCUCCGUGGAUUUCAGCUCUGCCAACUGAUGCCACUUUAAACCAAUUGCUCUAUAAUUCUCCUGAGUAUGAAGCCUCAUUUCCACAGAUUGAAGGCACAUUAUUCCUCCCAGUCAAAGGCAGAGAGACGGGAGAAGCGUGGACAGUUAUCCUGGAGCCCUUGGCAAUGCAUCAAAGACAUUUUCAGAGUCCAGUCAGCAUUUUCCUAGAAGAUUCAGUGGCCCACUGGUCGCUCCCUGUGGGCGGCUCCCUGGGCACGGACUGCUGGGUGCUGCAGUGUCCGGAGGAGGGCAGAUCGGCCCAGAGGCUGGCAUUCCAGCAGCUGGCUGACACACUGAUGGCCAGAGGCUUACAUCUGGUUGUCACUGUGGACCCUGGAGGGGGCUGGUCCCCCAUCACCGGUGUCAUUUCCCCGCUCUCUGCCUGCACUAUGGUUCUCACUGUGUUCCGUACCAUGGAGGCUGAGUUUCAAGGACAUUUUUUACAAACAACAGUGGCCGAAGGCUCUCAGGACACAGAUCCCCUUUUCUCUGAUGUUGUGGAUGGUAUAUUGAGUCAGCUUCCUGUUUCAUGUGAAGACCCUGCCUCCUGUGCUCCUGUUCCAGAGUGGGCCCGGCAGGAGCUUGGCCGCAGCCUUCCCUGGAGCCCCGCCAUGGUGGAAAAGUGGUUUCCUUUCUCUAACAUCAGUGGUGCCAGUUCAAAUUUGAUGGAGUCAUUUUGGUUACUACAGGACGCCUCCGCUGGUAAGGAAGAGUCUUCUGGAACAGAGAGUGAAUUAACACAUGGCCUCUCCGAGCUCUACCACAGCAAGUCCAGUGAAGACUCUGCCAUAGCAAAUCUGGAGGACAGGAAAAAGAAACGUGGCGUUCCUCGAACGCCAGUGAGGCAGAAGAUGAACACAAUGUGCCGCUCCUUGAAGAUGCUGAACGUCGCCAGGCUGAAUGUAAAGGCUCAGAAGUUAAACCCAGAUGGCAGUCCAGAUGUGGCUGGAGAGAAGGGGACCCAAAAGACAGCCAAGACAGCCGGAGGACGAAUGGCUGAUCGACUUGAAGACAGAGGAAGGACACUGAGAAGUUUCAAACUCAAAGAUUUUAAAACCGAGGAAGAGCUGCUAUCUUACCUACAUGAAAAUUACCAAAAAGCUGUGGCCACAAGAGAAACCAGCUUGUAUUCGUGUGCUCAGAACAUGGUCUCAACCAUUAAGGUGUUCCUUAAAUCAAAAGGCACUAAGGAAUUAGAAGAGAGCUGUCUGAAUCAUGUAAAAAGUAACCUCUUAGCAACUAGCAAAGGUCUUCUUCAGAAUCUAGAAAAAAAACUGAACAAGGAAGACAAAGUCAGAGAGUGCCAGCUUCAGGUGUUCCUUCGUCUGGAGAUGUGUCUGCAGUGCACUUCGAUUCUAGAAUGUUCAGAGGGGAUGGAGCAAGCAGUGGAAGAGGAGGUGACGGAUCUGCUGCGCCUGGUGUGUCGAGUUGAGGACUCAGCGUACCUGUCCAAGUUCCUGGAGGAGAUCUUGCAACUGUACAUCGACUCCAUCCCAGAGACACUUGGAAAGCUUUACGACAGCCUGGCAUUUCAGAUCCCUCAGAAGCUGGCCGCCGUCCUUCCUUCCCAUUUCUUCAGUGACGACUCCAUGACACAAGAAAGCAAAUCCCCACCUGUCUCCGAGCCUCCUGGGCCUGAAUCAGGUGGCGCGGAGUCUGACCAGCUGGAGGAGCUCCGCACCAGAUCAGCCAAGAAGAGGAGGAAGAAUACAUUAAUACGACACAAAAGCCUUGCAGACGUCUCACAGAAUCUUCGACAAAUUGAAGUUCCCAAAGUGUCCAAGCAAGCUCCAAAAACCGCCGGCUCUCAGCCUGCUCCUCCUCCCCCAGUAAAAGACACCGCUGGGCAAGAAGUCACCAAAGUUCGUAGAAAUCUCUUCAACCAGGAAAUGCUUUCUCCUUCAAAGAGAUCCCUGAAGCGGGGACUGCCUCGCAGCCACUCCGUGUCGGCCGUGGAAGGCCUGGCGCACCAGCUGCACGGCGUCAAGAAGACCCGGAGCGCAGCGUCACAAGGCUAUCACAGACUGCUGACCAAGCGUGUGGCUGAGACCCCAGUGCACAAGCAGACGUCGCGGAGGCUGCUGCACCGGCAGCUCAAGGGCCGGUCCUCUGAUCCUGGCCCUGAUGUGGAUGUUGUUGAAGAGUCCCCUGAGAAAGGAGAAGGGGAAACAAUUCUGAGACGAAGUCCUCGGAUCAAGUCAUUGUCAUUUAGUAGAGCACAUUCUAGUUCCUUCUAUUCUGUAUCCCAGCCCAAAUCCCGAAGUGUGCAAAGAGUCCACUCGUUCCAGCAGGAUGUGUCAGACAAAAGAGAGACUUCUCUAGUCCAAUGCAUUCAGUCCCCCAAGAGGUUCCUUUUCGGGGCUCUGCGUGAGGUGAUGAGCCCCACGGAGAAGGGUGCAGCCCAAGUUCAGAAGCAUUCCAGAAGCACGCUGGACUCGGAGGUGCCUGCAGCUUACCAGACGCCUAAGAAGAACUGCCAGCAAUCUCCCACCUUUUCCAAAACACCCCUGAAAAAGUGCCCUCGAUCGCCACAGACGCCCUCCCGCCCUUCCGCCAGGCUGCAGAACUGUCGGGCUCGACGCACACCCACCAAGCUGUCCACUACCCAGGGCAGUGACUCUCCGGGGAUGUCUGAAGCCCCCCAGGAAGGACCCUCCCGGGCAGCAGGGAUCUCUCCUCUGGGGACGAAGACCCCAAGAACUCCCUGCAGGCCAGUGGCCCCGCCGCCCCCAUCUGUGCUGGACCACGAGGGGCUACAUUUGGAGACUCCCAGCCCCAAAGACCUAGCCCCCUCCCCAACCCAGCCCAGCAGUGGGGGGCCGAUCUCUGUUGGGCUUACCCUCAGGACCCCUCCCAGGCCUGAGCUCCGGCCGCAGGACCCAGCACGAAACCUCACAGUCAGUCCAAAGCCUCAACUUCCCUCACCCAAGAGUGCUGUGAGGAGAGCGCCCAGCCAGACCCCUCCUGCAGAGCCAGCGUGGGCCGACCUGCUGCAGUGCCCCUCGACGCCCCCUCGGGGCUCCCCUCUGCCAUCUAAUGCUGGGAGAUGGGGCAGGAGGACCUCAGAUCCCCAGUCAGGCCAUGCCCAGGGCUCCACUGCCCCUGGGCUCAGCCCAGCAGCCAGGACAGGCUCGGUAGAGGGCGGGAGCCCUUCUCCCCCGUGUCCUGAAAGCCCAAAUCACCCAGACUCCUGUGUGGGGAGCGGCAGCCCCAUGUGCCCGCCUGUGCUUCCCCCAAGGGACACUGAGUACCUCACUCUGCUGGAGGAAGGGGAGGGCUGUGGCUGGUCACCAGGGGAAGAGCUGCGGGCCCCCAUGUGCGACCCUGGGGUUUCCGUGCCCUCCUGGGGUCCCAGCACCCCGGAGCUGAUGCCUUCCGCCCUGGGCCACAGUGAGGACCUCAGGCAGCGCCAGCUCGCUGCCGCCCGGACCUAUGAUGUGGAGCUGGAGGUGCAGGCGGGUGGCCCCCCCAAGCUCCGGAUCAGAAAGAGGCAGCCCGGGGCCGAGGAGGAUCCCCCGCGGGAGGAGGGCUCCCCCCAAGGCGAGGGCCCACCCCGGGAUGGCCGCUGCCCGCUUCCCGCGCACAGCACGCCGGGCAAGGCCGGGGCGCAGACAUUCAUCUGCCGGGCCUGCACCCCGUCCCGCGGGGCGCCUGGCGUGCGCACCCCGCCCACGGCCGACGCGGGGGUCCCCUGGACGCCGUCGCCCAAGCAGAGCGGGAAGACGACGCCCGACGCCAUCCGGGCCUGGCCGCGCAGGAAGCGCGCGGUGGACUGCGGCGCGGGGCCCGGGCCCGAACGCCCCGAGGACGGCGAGCUGGACGGGGUGAGCCGGCUGCCCGACCUGACGCCGCCGCGGGCCGGCGCGGAGGACGCCUGGGGCUCGGGGAAGUGGCCCCUGCCCGCUGUCGAGGACGCACCAUCGCCUGGCUGGGCAGUGCCCGCGGACGGUGAUGAGGUCUCGGUGUCGGGCGCCACCCCUCCCGGCUGGAGCGGCCUCUCGGCCAGUGGCCUGCAAGCCCUCACCCGCUCCCCGCUGCUGUUCCAGGCCCGGACGCCCGGCUCGCAGGGCAGGGACCCCAGAGGCGUUGUGGAUGCGCACCCCUCCACCCCGGAUGAGUCUCCUUUUAGUGGCUCACUCUCCCAGAGACGCCCCUUCAGCAGAACCUACACGCGAAAGAAGCUCAUCAGCUAGUCUGGCCAGCCGGGCUGGACCCGGCCCACCACAUUCUCCACAUGACGGCUGUGCUGGUAAGGCCAGACUCGUGCCAUCAAGGAACUCCAUUCAUGCGCUGAGAACAGCAGCAACUGGGCCUUAAUGAUUGGACAGAGAAAGUUCAAAAGGUGCUACCAGCCAGGGACCUUUGGGCUUGAAGAAAAGGGGAACCUGAGCCCAAGUCUCUUUUUUCUUAUUGUUGUGGGGCUUGAACUAGGCUGUCUCUGAGCUCUUCAGCUCAAGGCUAGCACUCUACC
Messenger RNA from Perognathus longimembris pacificus (Pacific pocket mouse), 5394 nucleotides. It is a transcript of the gene Ticrr, whose product is annotated as TOPBP1 interacting checkpoint and replication regulator. Gene Ontology annotation, cellular component: nucleus. Gene Ontology annotation, biological process: response to ionizing radiation; mitotic DNA replication checkpoint signaling; regulation of DNA-templated DNA replication initiation. Bases 59 to 5116 code for a protein of 1685 amino acids. Gene Ontology annotation, molecular function: chromatin binding. The transcript has 22 exons. Lineage: Eukaryota; Metazoa; Chordata; Mammalia; Rodentia; Heteromyidae. The record is from RefSeq and is a predicted model, not a curated record.